Copidosoma floridanum is the source of this 1178-nucleotide messenger RNA. RefSeq lists its product as uncharacterized. Gene Ontology annotation, biological process: ribosomal large subunit biogenesis. Gene Ontology annotation, cellular component: nucleolus. NCBI's taxonomy places the organism in Eukaryota, Metazoa, Arthropoda, Insecta, Hymenoptera, Encyrtidae. The record is from RefSeq and is a predicted model, not a curated record.
CACGAGGUUUUCAAUAUUUGCGUGGUCGUUGGGUUGGAAGUUUUUGUUUGUCCAAUAAGUGUAAAAAAAUGCCUAAAAUCAGGAAAGUGCAUAGAAAAAAAAAAUUCCGAGCAAACGUUAAUCGUAAAAGACUCCGGAACAAAUUGAGGAAACUUCCAACUAUCGAAUGUAAAGAAAUCAAGGAGGCAUGGUCGGAGAAGUCGUCCAUUGCCACAAAUUUAACGCAAAUGGGCCUAGCCUAUGAUCCUAACAAAGUCUUGCAAAUUCCAAACAUAAAAAAACACAUGUUACAGUCUGUAACACAGAACAAAAUUGAUGGAACCGAAGAAAGUGAUGGGCUAACAACUAGGAAGAAAAACAGAAAAGUAGUGCCGAGAAAGGCACAUGUUGCUAAAAUUUUGGAGGAAGAAGCUAAUUGGCCAAGGGCCAGGCUGUUUCGUUUACCUAACAACGAAGUUCAGUUUGCUACAUACAUGAUGGACAAAUACGGAGACGAUUACGAGGCAAUGGCAAGGGAUCAUAGGAAUUACUAUCAGUUAACAUCAUGUCAAAUAAGGCGGAAGAUUGAAAAGUUUAAGAGUAUCCCUGAACAGUAUGCCAAGUAUUUAGUCGAGAAAGGAGAAAUUGUUUUGGAUGAUCCAACUCCGCUAAAAGAAAUCAAACCCCAAGAUAUUUUAGUGGAGCCAGUAAAAAGUACAUCAAAAUCAAAGAAAUCGAGGAGGAAGAAACAGGCUAAUUUACUUGAAGCUGCAAGAGAAGACGAAAACAACGACGAAGUCGAUUUCACUACAGUCCAAACACUCAAUGACGAUGAUGAAGUUCUUAAUUCAAAAGAGGUACAAUCUAAUGGAGAAAAGAAACUGAAGUUGUUUUCAGAUGAUGAAAAUAUACCAGAUGAAAGUGAUGGUGAAGUUACUGAUGAUGAUGGCAAUUGUUCUGAUAGUGAUGAAAAUACCGAUAUGGAUGAGGGUGGUGAUGAAGGUGAUAUGAUAGUCAAUAUUACAAGAAACAAGUCAAAAUCCAAAAGUCACGCAUCAAACAGCUUACUAACGAAAAUGAGUACUAAAAAUAUUUCAAAGGAUAAAACAAAAAAAAUAACCGGCCAACUUAAAACACAAUUAAUUUCUCGAAAAACCAGUAUGAAAAAACAGAAAUCUAAGAAAUUUAAACUUAAAUAA